CACGGUACCUCUGUCACCGCUGCGCCGCAGAACAAGCAGUUCCGUUACUGCAGAGUUGAGAUCAUCAUGGCGGCCGUCCUGAGGGGAAGCUUGGGAGCGUUGGUCAAGGGCCUGAGUGGCCCCCAGUGGCAGCAGUUGGCCUCUCGACCUCUGAGUUUAUCUGCAGGACGCUGUGGUCCAGAGGCCUCACCGACCCGUGCAGAUGCCAUCUUCAAGGUUACAAUGGUGCCAGGGGAUGGGGUGGGACCUGAGCUGAUGUCUGCUGUCAAGGAUGUCUUUAAGGCUGGAGAUGUCCCAGUGGAAUUUGAAGAGUUCCAUCUCAGUGAGGUUCAGAACAUGGCCAGUGAGGAGAAACUGGAUCAGGUGUUUACUUCCAUGAAGAACAACAAAGUGGCUAUUAAAGGAACAAUCCACACACCCAUGGAGUUCAAAGGGGAACUGUCUUCAUAUGAGAUGAGACUAAGACGUAAACUGGACUUGUUUGCCAACGUAGUUCACGUAAACAGCCUGCCCGGCUACAGCACCCGCCACAACAAUCUGGACUUGGUCAUCAUCCGCGAGCAGACUGAGGGCGAGUACAGCUCACUGGAACAUGAGAGUGUGACAGGUGUGAUCGAAUGUUUGAAGAUCAUCACCAGAGUGAAGUCACGGCGUAUUGCUAAGUUUGCCUUUGACUAUGCCACCAAGAAGGGGCGCAACAAGGUCACUGCUGUCCACAAAGCCAACAUCAUGAAAUUAGCUGAUGGCCUGUUUCUGCAGAGCUGUGCUGAGGUAGCACAGCUGUACCCGAAGAUCAAAUAUGAGAACAUCAUCAUUGAUAACUGUUGUAUGCAGUUGGUCCAGAACCCAUACCAGUUUGAUGUGCUGGUGAUGCCAAACCUGUACGGUAACAUCAUUGACAACCUGGCAGCAGGGCUGGUUGGAGGAGCAGGAGUUGUUCCUGGUGAAAGCUACAGUGCAGAGUAUGCUGUGUUUGAGAGUGGUGCACGACACCCCUUUGCACAAGCUGUCGGAAGGAAUAUUGCCAACCCCACAGCCAUGCUGCUCAGUGCUGCUAACAUGCUCAGGCACAUGAGCCUGGAGUAUCAUUCCCAAAUGGUGUCAGAUGCUGUCAAGAGGGUCAUCAAACAAGGAAAGGUACGGACACGAGACCUUCGCGGUUAUUCUACGACUGGUGACUUUGUGCGUGCUGUUGUGGAAAACCUGCGCCAUCGGCCUAUUAAAUAAGACUUUUCAUCACAUGUUUUAACAUAACCUGGACUCAUGUUAGAGGGACUAUUCACAUUGUUUUGAAGUGUAGUUGUAUGAGGCACUGACACCGUCAUCAGCACUGACACAGGCCUGAAACUGUCUCCUCUGCCAAAGUCCAUGAGAACAUGACAGGAGCUGCUGAUCUACUGCUGCCUACUGUGUUUCACUGUGGUAAAUCCAAAUAAAGGAAUUAAAUCAAAUAACCAAUUUAAGCUUAUUGGUGGAGGCAGUGGUGGAUCAGUAACUGCUGUAUUUUAUCAUGUUAAAAUGUUUAUUUUCUCUACGGUAUCAUAUAUUUAAGCUGGUGUGUAUUUUAUUAGAUGAGCCUUGUGUCAAGAGGCCAAAGUCAUUUUUUUUCUUGUGUCCCUGCUGGCAGCCAUUUCCAUUGUGAGCGAGCCUCCAGCUGUCAGUGCUGGUUACACGUCUGCUUCAUCCGAUCACAUUCACGUCCCGUCUCAGUAUCAAGUGUCAGUUUGUCAAACACAGUCAGUCACACCCUCACGUUUGGGAUUUGUUUUGAGUUUGCUGAUGGAUCCAGUAAACCCAGAGAUCCCUUGUGUUAUGUUCUUGUACUUACUUUGUGUCUUAGCAUCGUCAACAUCUCUCUCUCCAUGGACACCAACAAUCCACAUCAUUUUGAUUUUCUUUGUUUCUUUAAACAUGCCUUACUGAGACUUUGGCACUCUGUCUUCCUUCAGCUGCUUUCGUGUGCUUCUGCUUCGUUGUGUAUGAUCGUGGUGAAAUACUGUACGUCAGCACCACUGGCUGUAUUCCUCAUUACUCACACGUCAACAGGCUAAAGGCUGAAUGUGUCAUUGACAUUUGAGUUGCUUAAGGUUUUCAGUUUUGUCACUGAAAUGCCGUAAACGCAACACAAUCCUGACAUUGGUGUAAUUGUGAAGGGUAACCCCAAAAGAAUGCAUCUUUAAUAAUACAGAAGGUGUUUAUCAGGUGUGAUACCAUAUUAUAAUCAUUUUACAUUUUUAUGUACUGUAACACUUUCACAGACGAUGACUUCAAGGGGUAGUUUUGGUUUUCUGACGUGUACUCUGACUGACAAGGAAAACCAGGUUUUAAACAAGGCUCAUCUAAUAAAACCUACAGCCACUCAACUCCACCGUAUUUUAAGAGUAUGUUUGCCUCUUUAUCUCUUCUAUACGGUUGAGUUCUACGUCAAAACUCCAAAUGUCUGACUUGGAAAGUUGGAGCUACCUCACCAACCCCAAGAUGACUUCCACCACACAAACACUGCUGCCUUUACUGUUAAUAUCACUUUUUUCACAUUUGCUUCACAUUAAAUCAGCCCGACACAUAGUUACUGCAAAUUUCCUUUUAUCUGUGUGUUGCUCUGCUGUUUGUGUGUGUGCCACCAAAUACCAUGAAUGGCACCCCAUGUUUUCUGCAAUAUGGAGAACAUGGACACAAUGAGCAGUAAAAAUUAAAUUGACUGUUAAGUGCUGUGAACAGAGACAAGCCUCUCUUCACAACAAAAUCCUAUCAUAUAAUUAUGCCAUGUAAAACAUUAAGAGAAUCAAAGGCAACAUAAUAUGACCUGGACCAACCUCCAUCUACACAGACCUUAUACAAACUCACUUUAAAAAACCCUGAACUAUCCCUUUAAGGGGAUGGUGCUUUUUACUGCUGUGCUCAGUGUCGGUGUGGAUCUCAGCAGCUCGUCAGUAUCUGUGUUCAGUGUCUUUGUCUUGACUAAAUUCAUGUUUAUAUUUAAGUGUCAUGUCCAGUGAUGGCUGAUGGCUACAUAGAUGGAGAGAUAUAUAGUAGAUACUUUAUUUGCCUUCUCAGGGAAUUGCACUAAAAAUAGCUCUCACAUAAAUAUUAAUGCAUAAACAACAAUAAUAAUGAAAAAAUAAAUAUUAUUAAUAUUAAUAUAUUAUUCAUUAAGUAAUAUUCUAACCUGUUGUUUUAGAAGAGGAGAGUUGUUCAAAUGAGGGCUGUGGAGCAUUUUGUGGAAUUGUACUUUAGAAUAGGUUUCACAAACAAGGAGCUACUUCAUCUUUUGGCACAUCAGCAUCACAUUGUCAUAAGUAUCAGGACUUUAAAAAGAAUAUGUAAGAAAAUGCUUCUUUUCCACAGAAAGAACCAGACGGACUUGGAGGAAAUGGUAGUUUUUGUGGAGGGGGAAAUAGCUGGAACUGGUCGACUGCAGGGUUAUCAGUGGAUGCAUCAGCAGGUCGUUCAGAGGGGUUUUGUGGUUUCUCUAGUUUAUCAUAUGAAUCCAUUAUGAAACCACAAAACCCCUCUGAAUGACCCGCUGAUGCAUCCACUGAUAACUCUGCAGUCGACCAGUUGCAGCUAUUUCCUCCUGGUUCUUUUUGCAGAAAAGAUGCGUUUUCUUGCUCUCUUCUAAAACAUUAGGUUAGAAUAUUAUGACUUUAUUCUUGUAAAUUUACGACUUUAAUCUCUUAAAUUAAUACUUUAUUCUCUAAGUCUGUUUCCUCAAUGUGGCCCCAAUACUCUGUCGUAAAAUGUUGUUUUUCUGUCUCAGGAAAAAUGGAAACCAAUAGUUAAGAUAUAUCUUGUGAUGUCUCAUUUUCUAAUUGACAUAAUGAUCAGUGUUAAAAUCACGGUAGUUUAUGAUGAUAAUUGAAUCACAAUUUUAAUAGAUUUACAUCAGUGUUGUUACUUUUUGUGGGUUUAGCCGUCAGAAGUGGUGAAGUUAGCAUUAGAGAUGCACGAUAGUGGACUCUGUCUAUAUGUGAUAUGCUGAUUAUUGGGAGUAGUUGGGCCGAUAACUGAUAUGUACACAGUAUAUAUACUGUGUGUAUAUACCUUUUUCCCUGCCCCCAACUGCAGAGGUCAUAUUUUUGUCUUUUCUGUAGUGAAAUAUACAAAUUUUUCAUGCUCAUUUUGCAGUAGGUGUAGACAUUUACAUUUUCUUCAUUGUGCAUAAUAAAUAAACGCCAGCAUAAAGAGUAGGUGGUUUCAGCUACUGUUUAAGUCAUUAUAUAUGAUAUUAGCCAAUAUUGUAUGAUAGUGAUAUCGUGCGUCACUAGUUAGUAUUUUUACUUUUUUUGCUGACUCAUGGUGGAGAGUGUUGACCUGCGCCAGUGUAAAAGUGUGUCAUGUUUUCAUUUUGUUUCCAUGUUCUUGACAAUGACAAAUGAGAUCUGGUCACAUGUGUGGUGUGAUCUGAAAUAAACAACUCUCUCUCCUCUCUUAA
Solea solea (common sole) is the source of this 4432-nucleotide messenger RNA. It is a transcript of the gene idh3b, whose product is annotated as isocitrate dehydrogenase (NAD(+)) 3 non-catalytic subunit beta. The transcript is spliced from 11 exons. Gene Ontology annotation, molecular function: oxidoreductase activity, acting on the CH-OH group of donors, NAD or NADP as acceptor; NAD binding; magnesium ion binding. Gene Ontology annotation, biological process: tricarboxylic acid cycle; isocitrate metabolic process. The coding region runs from base 67 to 1227 and encodes 386 amino acids. The record is from RefSeq and is a predicted model, not a curated record. Gene Ontology annotation, cellular component: mitochondrion. NCBI's taxonomy places the organism in Eukaryota, Metazoa, Chordata, Actinopteri, Pleuronectiformes, Soleidae.